GUGCCACAGCUUCCUGGUAGACAAUCAUAACCAAUCAAGCCAAUUGCAGCGGCGCCGAGAUCGCCCGCACAAUUCAGCCGCGAUCGACCGCACAAUUCAGCCGCGACGACGACGAUGAGGCUCGCCGGCCUCCUGCUAGCGUUGCUGAUCCACGGAGGCUCGCCGGUAGAACUCUCGCCGGUAGACAAGGAUACAUUCCCGCGUUAAAACUCAUCGGCGGGAUCCUCAACGCGAAGGAUUUGGGCAUUGACAAGAAGAAGACGUACAAGAAGAAGCACCACCAUCAUCACGAGUAUCGACCUGCGUGGAAAUCAACCAGUGAGUUAGUGUUUCGGAGGGAGACGACAUCGCGUCGAUGGCGUGCGGUGCCUAAAAUUUGAUUUCCACACAGGGAUCCGGUCACAGCCGCGGCCCAUACGAUCCAGAAAUUGUUCAAAGGUAAGCAGUCGCCGGCCACGAGCCAGGUGUCCGCCGAGCUGUCGCCUUACGUCGCCUCCGAACGCUUCCGCAGCGAGGAGUCGCCGCCGCAGAACGUCGUCGUCGCCGCCGUGGCGUAUCCCUUCAAGGCCGUGGCAGGGUUGUUUAUGCCCGCGCCGCAGCGCCGCCAGUCCGACGGGGACCUCUCACCGAUGACGGCGAGCCGACCUGUGAGCCGCGCCAACACCUCGACCACGACUAUGCAUUCGCCGCCGCCUGCGCCGCGGAUGCUCGACGACCACGAGCUCCCGCGGCCACCGAUCGCUCGCAACGAACGCGGGCUCGGGAGCACGUGGUACGGCGAGUCCUGA
Messenger RNA from Pelagomonas calceolata, 788 nucleotides. The record is from the annotation of a GenBank genome assembly. Lineage: Eukaryota; Pelagophyceae; Pelagomonadales; Pelagomonadaceae.